ACUGCUGAUAAAAUCCCGGUAGAAGCAGCACCCACUACUCCAGAAGCCAAAUAUCCAGACAAAGAUCCAGUUGGCCAAGAUGAAGCGGAUACCAAGCAAGAUGUUGAAAGUACAAAAGUUGAAGUACAAAACCAAGAAGUGUCAGACAAUUUAGAACCAAUUAGCAUGCAUCCAAUUUACCGAAAGUACUUCAAAAUGGUGAACUUCGGUGUGCCAAAGCCAGCUUCUGUCCACCAAAACCUUGUUGUUUACGGUCAUAACGACGUCUACCCUGGGCAGCAUGUCUUUCCUUACUUUUUUUGUAUUGAGUUACUUUGUGUGGCUUGUGGACCUUGCACUUUUUGCAAAAAGUGCGCCUUUGUUUUGGAACGUUCACCUAAAGACAUUAAUAUCCAAAUUAGUUACCAGACAUUGUCAACAGAAUUAUAA
Molecule: messenger RNA, 429 nt
Organism: Cotesia congregata
Lineage: Eukaryota; Metazoa; Arthropoda; Insecta; Hymenoptera; Braconidae
Source: the annotation of a GenBank genome assembly